GGGGUUUUCCAGUAGCAGGAGUAGUAAUAGUAAUAAAUAAGCGUUGAACCAAUUAAUUCAGCAGUGGAGAGGUAAACAUGGAUGAAGAUUAACCAGAGACAGUAGUAGUAGUGGACCACUCACUUGAUUUAACCACACCACGUGUAUCAGAUGUCCUGCGUAAUGACGUCUGCUAACAGUGUCUAACGUACUCCAUAAUGGCGGUGCCCUUUACAAUGGGGACUGUUGUGGAUCACUUGUUAGCCAAUUUCUUGUGAAUAACUGCAGAUUAUUCACAUACCUGUCUGUUUUGGGUAAUUUACUCCGACGGCUACAUGUUAAAGUCCGGUGCAGCGGGUCCAUCCACCGUUGCCUCUCCUCAGCCAAUGAAGGAAUUCAAGGAGAACUUUUCAGGCCAACUAAUCCUGGACCACAUCAAGCCAUGCUGGUACUGGGACAAGAAGGAUUUAGCCCACACCCCCUCUCAGUCUGAAGGCCUGGACCCUGGAACAGAGGCCCGGUAUCGGAGAGAAGGAGCCCGCUUCAUUUUUGACGUGGGGACCAGACUUGGCCUACACUAUGACACACUGGCAACUGGCAUCAUAUACUUCCACCGCUUCUACAUGUUUCACUCCUUUAAGCAGUUCCCCAGAUAUGUGACGGGUGCUUGCUGUCUUUUCCUGGCGGGCAAAGUGGAGGAAACCCCAAAGAAGUGUAAAGACAUCAUCAAAACAGCUCGCAGCUUACUGAAUGAUGUGCAGUUUGCCCAGUUUGGAGAUGAUCCGAAGGAAGAGGUGAUGGUGUUGGAGAGAAUUUUACUCCAGACCAUCAAGUUUGACCUGCAGGUGGAGCACCCUUACAUGUUCCUGCUGCGCUACGUCAAGCAACUCAAAGGGGAAAAGAAUAAAGUGUGCAAGGUGCUACAGAUGGCGUGGACCUUUGUCAAUGACAGCCUGUGCACCAUGCUGUCUCUGCAGUGGGAGCCAGAGAUUAUUGCGGUAGCCGUCAUGUACCUGGCCGGCCGCCUCUGCAAGUUUGACAUCCAGGAGUGGACCGCCAAGCAGUCGUCCCGCCGCUGGUGGGAGCAGUUUGUCCAGGACGUCCCAGUUGAGCUGCUGGAAGACAUUUGCCACCAGAUCCUGGAUCUGUACUCCCAGGGAAACAAGCCCAUCCCUCAGCAGAUACAGGAGAAGGAGAGGGCAGCUGCUCCGCAGGUCCCCGUUCCUCCAGCCCCGGUGGGACUACCACCAGCCCCCAACCCUCCCCCCCCACCACCGAAGAAGACUUCCCCUCAGGGAAGCAGCCCUGCACGCCCGCUCAAACGCUCGCAUACAUCCCCAAAAGAUGAACCAAAGGCUCCAGAACAAGUUGGCUCAAAGAUUCCUAGACUGGAGAGCCCCAUGCCCCCUCUGCCUACAUCGCAGCCUCCCCCAGAGCGCAAAGCCCCAGCUCCAGCCCCUCCCACCGAAGCCGAACCGCUGCCGGAAACGGCUCCUCCUCCGCCGCACGGUCCACCUCCGCAUCAGCCGCCCCUGCCCCAUCGCCCUCCGCCGCCCCCGCCCUCCAACUACAUCAUGUCCACCACCAGCUCCUACAUGUCCGGAGAAGGCUACCAGAGCCUGCAGUCGAUGAUGAAGACGGAGGGUCCCUCCUACGCCCCGAUGCCGCCCAGCUACGCACCCCCGAUACCGCCGUACCACGUCUACCCGCCGCCUGCGGCGCCGCCUCCGGGCCCCCCUCCUUCCAGCUACCCGCCCCCCAACUUGGCGCCGGCGUACCCGCCGCCGGGCUACAACAGCUACCCUCCGCCUCGCAUGCCGCCGGGCCACGUACCCCCUCCAGUCAUAGGCCUGCCCGCUGGGUACCCUCCGCCCCCCGUGCCCCCGGGACAGUCACAGGUGCCCCUGCCCCCUCCGCCCGGCAUGCCUAUGAAUCACGGCGGGUGGAUGAGGUGAGAUUGAAACGGCGGUCGGUAAACGGGACUGGGUGCAGCGCGGCAGCUGGAGACACGGUAGAACCAACCAGGAACUGGUGUUAAU
Perca flavescens (yellow perch) is the source of this 2018-nucleotide messenger RNA. RefSeq names its product cyclin K (gene ccnk). The record is from RefSeq and is a predicted model, not a curated record. Gene Ontology annotation, molecular function: cyclin-dependent protein serine/threonine kinase regulator activity. Lineage: Eukaryota; Metazoa; Chordata; Actinopteri; Perciformes; Percidae. Gene Ontology annotation, biological process: regulation of transcription by RNA polymerase II.